Eucalyptus grandis is the source of this 1383-nucleotide messenger RNA. Its product is annotated as bZIP transcription factor 44. Gene Ontology annotation, molecular function: DNA-binding transcription factor activity; transcription cis-regulatory region binding. Gene Ontology annotation, biological process: positive regulation of DNA-templated transcription. Lineage: Eukaryota; Viridiplantae; Streptophyta; Magnoliopsida; Myrtales; Myrtaceae. The record is from RefSeq and is a predicted model, not a curated record. The transcript has a single exon. Gene Ontology annotation, cellular component: nucleus. The coding region runs from base 751 to 1230 and encodes 159 amino acids.
UCCAACUGCAGGAGGGCCUCUCCCUUCUCCUUUCAUCUUUCCUCCAUAGCAAUCUUUAUAGGCAUCUUUCAUGGUUCCUCGUAGAUCUUAUAUUCUAUAUAUUUUUUUAGGCCACCACCUCCAUAGCUUUGUGCCAAAGCUAUCUUCCCCCCUGGUUCUCUGCUCUUUCGGUUGAUGAUUCUGAUUUCUCAAAUCAAAGAAAGGGAAAUCAAGACUUUAUCCCACUGCUUUUAAUUCCUCAUCUGCUCUGUUUCUCUCCCAAAGUCCACGUUUUUUCCUUGCAUAGUCCUCUCUCUUUGUCCUGAAUGUGGCUUUGAGUUCUUGAACCUCCUGAUUCACAUGCCAAACCUUUCAACUCCCCCAACAGAUUAGGUGUUUUUUGAUCAAGAAAUCUGUCUUCAUGCGCAUCCCCCUCUUCUUGAUGUUUGAGACCCAUGUCCCCAAUUCUCAGUGAGAUCCUUCUCUGUGGGUAUAUCAUCUCCUCUUCAUUCAGGCGCAGGACCCACCUUGUUCAGUCCUUCUCGGUCGCCUUCCUCUACUGGCUCUACUACGUCUCAUGAUUCAACCCUCAAUUCCUGCUAAUAUAUGUAAUAGCUACUGCCUUUUCUGAAUAAAUCUGAAGCUAAAUAUCAUCUGGGUCUUUCUUUAGUUUCAUCCUCUCCCCCACUUAAUUGCUCUGAAAAAGAGAGAGAAGAAUUUCUGCACAAAGCACAAGAAUUUCACAAAACGCUGUAGUUUGGAUCGGCAUCAAUGGCGUCUCCUUGCGGGACAUCUUCAGGGUCGUCCCUGAUUCAGAACUCGGCCUCUGAGGAGGAAUUGCAGGUUGUCAUGGACCAGAGGAAGAGGAAGAGAAUGGUCUCGAACCGCGAGUCGGCGCGGCGGUCCCGGAUGAGGAAGCAGAAGCACCUGGACGAAAUGAGGGCUCAGGUCGCCGAGCUGAGCAAGGAGAACCACCAGAUCGGGACCAACAUCAACAUCACGACGCAGCAUUUCUUGGCCAUUCAGGCUGAGAACUCUGUGCUGAGAGCCCAGGUGGGCGAGCUCAGCCGCAGGUUGGAGUCACUGAACGAGAUCAUCAGUUUCUUGAACGCGAGCAAUCGAGUCUUUGAAUCUGGGGUUGCCCAGAACGGCCCAAUCGAGCCUGUCGACGAGUUCUUGAACUUGAACCCAUUUGGUCUUGGCUUUGGCAAUCAAGCUAUUAUGGCUUCUUCAGAGAUGUUUCAGUGCUGAUCUUUUCUAUGUGCAGGAAAUGAGUGAUCUUUGGGGUUAUUUUGGUUUUGGGUGAUAGAAGUAUGUUUUAGUAUUGUCAGUGUAACUGUACUUUCUCGUAACGUAAGUGUUACUCAAGAGUCAUAUAAUCAUUUUGUCCCUCUGUGUUUAUCA